Eruca vesicaria subsp. sativa (arugula) is the source of this 1097-nucleotide messenger RNA. The record is from the annotation of a GenBank genome assembly. Lineage: Eukaryota; Viridiplantae; Streptophyta; Magnoliopsida; Brassicales; Brassicaceae.
GCAGCCGCAACAGCAGAUCUAGCUUUGAAGCUGAAGGAAAAAAAAAAAAACCAAGAUAAUGUCGCCACCAAGUAGUGUUUUUGCUAUGCUUCAAGAAAAUGUGAGGAAGCCUCGCUUCUGCAAGUCUUUGUCUUUAGGAGAAACUUGGAAAUCUAAAUCCAUGAGAAUUAUUCCUGAGGAGUUUUUGAGAAGCACGCUUGGUGCUAUUAAGCACAGAGUGGUGUUUAGUGUCUCUUGGGGAAAUUCGUGGCAACUCUGGCUCCAGCAAGACAAGAACGGUGGUCUGGUCAUGGAAAAAGAAGACUGGGAUGAGUUUGUGGAUGACAACUUGUUAAGUCCAAAGGAUGUGUUGUUCUUCACACACGAAGACACAAUGUUUAUUCAAGUGCGAAUCUAUAAACAAGAUUUGCACAUCUUCAAAGAGAUCGUCUCGGUACCUCUUGAAGCUGAGCCUAAAGAAUCUGAACUUCUAAACACUAAGCCUCAGACUUCUCACGAGGAAACAACCCCUGUCUUUGCUUCUGCCUCUUCCUCUGCUGCCUCUGCAAGUGGAGCUACACAGGGUUAUGCUCCUGUCCUAAAUGUCAAAAACCCCGAGCAGUACCUCUUCAACCCCAACAAUCCCUACUUUGUGAAGACAUUAACUAAAAAGAUCGAUGUUCUGUAUGUGAGCCAUCCGGUGAUUGAGAAGUAUGGCUUGAACUUUGGUCCCCAUAAAUCCCCCAUGUAUUACAUCAUCCGCGACCAAAAACACGAUGCUUUCACUAAGAUCUACGGUCGUAACCCUUGUUUCAGCCACUGGGCGGCUCUGUGUAAGAAGUACAACCUGAAACAAGGAGACAGUGUGGUCUGUGAGCUUGAACGUACAGGAGGUGUUGUUACUGCUGUUAGAGUCCAUUUGGGCAAUGAAUGAAAGAGACCGAGACCUCUCUAUUCUCAUUUCCAUGAGUUAGCUUUCUAAUCUUAAGUGUUUACCAACCUCCUACUAAUUCUAUAUUGCUUAAUUUGACCUCUUUAUGUUAUUAGUUAAACUUAAAGAGCUUUCUUUUGACUCUUUGAUUAAUAGGAUGCUUGGUAUGAACUUCCCUUUAAGAUGU